UGUCGAUUACACCGGCCAGGGAAGAGCAGGAGAGACGGGGGCGCGCUUGCUGUGGAUUACACCGGCCAGGGAAGAGCAGGAGACAAACUGACAAACUGACAAGUGAAGAGCCAGGUUCACACGGUGCUCCGUCGGUACUUCCCCAGGAAACUUUACCGGAUUUUAACCUCACUCUGGAGCCUUGGACUGAGUUUCUUUUUCCGCCACGGAGUGUCCCGCCCCAGUAGAGAAGCUCUGCUCAGGAAGCCAUGCUAAUAAAAGUCUCCCUCUCGCGGUGAGCUGCCUGGUGGACAGUCGGCGGCGUCAUGGCAGAGCUACCUAUUGCCCCGGGCGAGGUCUACAUCGAGGUGGAGUACGACUAUGAAUACAAGUCCAAGGACCGCCUCAUCACCAUCCAGCAGGGGGAAUGCUACAUGCUGGUUAAGAAAACCAACGAGGACUGGUGGCAGGUGAAGGAGGAAGGGUCUAAACCUUUCUACGUGCCUGCUCAGUAUGUCCGCGAGGUGCGUAAAGCUCUCAUGCCGCCUCCGAAAACCCAUCUACAACCUGUUGCUGCCUCCGGCAAUCCAACUCCACAAAGUGGGGGUGUGCUGUGGGUGAAGCCGACCAGUCUGGAGCUGGGACUCCACGACCGGCCCGCGGACAGCCUCAACAGACACGAGUCCAACUACCGGCGCUCCCCCUCCGCACAUACCGCCUCUUCUGGGAACUUCAGCCCACCCACCCAGCGCAGGAACAGUAACCACCAUCACGGCCCCCCCACCACUCUAACCGACCACGACCGAGCUCUGGCAGACGUCCUUCACCACGGUGGAGCCCACCUCCCCGUUCAAAGAGAAAAGUCCAGCACUCUGCCCCGGACCCGAGCUCGAUCCCCGGACAUGGAGCGAGCCCCGCUGGACGUGGACAGCAGGACUGACUCUGCCGGGGAGGAGAGACGCACCAACGACUCGGAGUCAGGAGACGACCUCAGCAGCAGCUCCACUGAACACCUCCAGACGGUUUCCUCGUCAGGCCACGGCUGCUCCGAGUCUCCAAUCUACACCAACCUGCAGGAGCUGAAGAUCACCCAGAGCAGCCUCCCCCCCGCCCCCUCCAGCUCCCCCCUCCACGUGCUGGGCGACUGGGAGACCUACAGGGACCAGAACGGCCGCCACUACUACUACAACCGCUCCACCCAGGAGAGGACCUGGAAGCCCCCCCGGGCCAGGGAGCCGAGCACCGGGAGCUCCAGAGGAGAGAGCCAGAGCGCCGGAGAGAGCUCUGAGACCACUCCCCUCUCGCUCUCGCCAUCUUUCCUUCCCUUCCUCUCGCUCUCCAUCGGUCGGCUGCAGCCUCUGUCGUCGGAAGACUUCAGUACCUACUCUAGCCAAUCAGACAGUCAAUAUGGCUCACCGCCGCGUGGUUGGUCAGAGGAGAUGGAUGAGCACGGCCACACGCUGUACAUCAGCGACCAUACCAACGAGAAGUGGUUAAAACACGUUGAUGAGCAGGGCAGGCCGUAUUACUACAGCGCGGACGGAUCAAGGUCAGAAUGGGAGCUGCCGAAGUACAAGCACUCCCUUCCCCCACCUGGAGACGCUCCGAAGAGUCGGAGUCUGGACCGGAGAAGCGUUGAGCCCAUCGUCCUCACCAAGUGGAGACACAGCGCCUACGUCCAAGACCCCAACGACAAGGAUGCUCUUCUGAACCCAAAGCCCUCCUCUCCCGAAUCUGACUCCUGCCCUUCGUCUCCCAAGCCCCCUGCCUCUCCCUCUGAAAAGUGCGGCCUUCUGAAUGUGACAAAGAUCACCGAGCACGGCAAGAAAGUACGGAAGAACUGGACCUCCUCUUGGACGGUGCUGCAAGGAUCCUCGCUGCUGUUCACCAAAAACCAAGCAGGCGGGACCAGCUGGUUCGGAGGCGGUCAGUCUAAGCCAGAGUUCACUGUGGACCUAAGGGGCGGCUCGGUGGAGUGGGCCUCUAAGGACAAAUCCAGCAAGAAGCACGUUAUGGAGGUGAAGACUCGGCAGGGCACCGAGCUUCUGAUCCAGUCAGAUAACGACGGGCUCGUCAACGAAUGGUACCAAGCGCUGCAGGACACCAUCAGCACCCAUGCUUGGGAGUCUGAUGAGGCCAUUGAAGAAGACAUGCCCGAGUCGCCUGGUGCGGAGAAACACGACAAGGACAGAGAACAGAGAGACUCAAAGAAAGGCAGAGCCAUGAAGACGUCCCCCAGCUUGGACGCCUCGGACAACAAGAAGACGAGACACAAGCUGAAGAAGUUCCUGACCCGCCGGCCCACUCUGCAGGCCGUCAGAGACAAGGGAUACAUAGAAGAUCAGGUGUUCGGCUGCACUCUGUCCAGUCUGUGUCAGAGAGAGAACGCCACUGUGCCAAUCUUUGUCAAGAUGUGCAUCGACCACGUGGAGAACAAUGGUCUGUGUGUAGACGGGUUGUAUAGAGUCAGUGGGAACCUGGCUAUCAUACAGAAACUACGCUUUGCAAUCAAUCAUGAUGAGAAGGUGAACCUGUCAGACAGCAAGUGGGAGGACUUCCAUGUGAUCACUGGAGCUUUAAAGAUGUACUUCAGAGAGCUGCCGGAGCCUCUCUUCACCUACGCUUUCUUCCACGACUUCGUCAGCGCAAUCAAGUCUCCAGACUACAAGCAGCGAGUUCAGUCCAUCAAAGAUCUGGUCAGACAGCUGCCCGUCUGCAACCACGACACCAUGCAGACUCUCUUCAAACACCUCAGGAAGGUGAUCGACCACGGUGAGGAGAACCGGAUGACCACUCAGAGCGUCGCCAUCGUGUUCGGCCCCACGCUGCUGCGCCCGGAAAAGGAGACGUGGAACAUCGCGGUCCACAUGGUGUACCAGAACCAGAUAGUGGAGCUCAUACUGCUGGAGUACGAGAACAUUUUCGGCAGGUAGAGAGAGACGCUGGAGGAUGAGCCUCUUGUUUUCCUCUCUUAUUCUCCCAUCAGCAGAGCUCUUCCUAACCCAGCGUGGCCCUGCCAAACACAGCCUAGCUUGGAUCGGUUCGGUCCGGGCUCAAGCAGCUUCUCUUCAUCUCAAAUUGUCAUCACUGGCUUUCUCCUCUUGUACAACCUCCGGACCAAAGCCAUGCAAAUGUGUCAUAAACCUAAAUAUAGAUGUAUCUAACUAGCGACCAAAAAAAAGGUAUAGUCUUUUCAGUAUCUCAUUUUCUCCUGCAGCUGCGUUUGUGCCACUUUACUGCAAUAGAUGACGUCCAAAUGUCCCGACACUGGAUUCCUAAUACAGGGCCAAAAAACGCCUCUUCUACUGCACAGAGACCAAAGCAAAGAAUAAGUUGGUUCGAAGUUAGGAGGCGUCAGUAUUGGAGGUUGAAGACUGUACUGUAUUGUGUAACUUGUCAUCACUCCUUUAAGAACCACAUUGGGGGAAAAAAGAGAAGAAACCAAACUGCUGUGCUUGGCUUUAGACGUUUAGACACUAAGAGAAGAAACGUGGAGAAAAAGGGAUGAUAUGGAACGCUUUUAUUUAGGAAUUAUAUGAACAUUUACUGCCAUUUCCAUACAGUUCUCCCUGUGUCUUUCCUUUUAUUUUAAUGCUUCACCGUCAAAAUGACCAUCAAAUUACUCUCCACAUGUUUUCUUGAUUUCUUUAAGAAAAUUAGCUUUUUUUUUCAUCGCUCUUUAGAAAGAAGAAUUCUUAAAACGUUUGAUGAAUUGAAGUAAACUGAGAUGUAUUUUAAACCCUUUAUUUACAAACCCUCACACAUUUUGUGCAGUAAAGCUCAAUUAUCCUGUCCAAAUUGCAUGCAUUUUUAAUAAAACGUACAAUAUAAAACACAUCAAAGUUUCACUUUUGAGCAUUACAUUGUCCAUCCGUGAGACUGGUUAUGUGGAAGUGUUUUAAAUAGUAAGCUUAUGACGAAGAAUUCAAGAUAUCAUGGUGUGAAUAAUUGUCUUUUUUUUCUUGUGGGAAAAUGGUCAUUCCUUUAAAUAUUCCGUUCCCCUUCUGCCUUUUUUCUCUUCCUGUAAUACUGGACCUGGGUCCUCUGAACACAUGAGAGGUUUUCACUCUGUAAUAUCUGCACGCCACCUUCUCCAUUUGGCUUUAUGAACAAAUCAUGUUGCAGCAGCCACAACUUGAAAAACAAAGAAAUGGUACUCAGCUGUGUCUUUCCUUGACUCAUGGAUAUUAAAUGUUAAGGCAAACAGUCUUUGAAACAUGAUUCCAUUGAUAAAUCUGUACAGUGUUUAUGUGUGUGCAUGUGGAUCAAGGUGUGGGGUGGAUGGAUGAAUGGACGCAAUGACAAUAUAUUGUACAAAUAGUGAAAAUAAAUAUGUAUGCCUGGAAUGUUAAAGAAUAUUAUAAGAGGGAGAAAUCACUAUUUUUGUGAUUGUUUUGUGACCAGAGGAAUAAAGUUAUGAACUGGGAUGUGGAGGUUUACCUGUGGUUCAGGUAAAUGAAAGAUUGUUUGAAUGUAACUCUGGAGGGUAACUGUUGGCUUUACCAAACUGGAAUAAAGACCUCUGAUAAGAGAUAUUUCCAAAGGA
Molecule: messenger RNA, 4525 nt
Organism: Eleginops maclovinus (Patagonian blennie)
Lineage: Eukaryota; Metazoa; Chordata; Actinopteri; Perciformes; Eleginopidae
Product: rho GTPase-activating protein 12-like
Exons: 18
Coding region: 306-2912 (868 amino acids)
Biological process (GO): signal transduction; regulation of GTPase activity
Cellular component (GO): cytoplasm
Molecular function (GO): protein binding
Source: RefSeq, a predicted model, not a curated record